GGACGGCAUCGCCCGACGUCGACGAUGGCGGACGCCCCCUUGUACCUCAAAGCGAUCCUCGCGCCGAUGAACGCGGUCUCGCUCCUCGUCGGCGUCAAGCAGGUCGCGCUCCUCCCCGGCGCGAUCUUCCCGCUCCUCGCGAGCGUGGAUCCCGACGGCGUCUUCGGCGCGUGCGGCGGGAAAGUCUGCGCCAAGUCGUGCGUCACCGCGCCGUUCGUCUUCCAGAUCAUAGGGUGCCUUCUCGUGAUGACCUCGAUCGCGAAGCUCGUGUGCGCGUUCGGGAAGCAGACCGAGCGCGGCGGCGCGUCGUUCAUGCCGCUCACGCUGGGAAUGGUGGACGGACUCGUCGCGCACGUGUGCGCGAGGUUCGCGGAGACGGGCACGGGAGGCGCGAUCUUCGCGAAAAACUCGAAGACGUUUGGAAACUACUUCGCCGUCUCCGCGUGCGCGCUCAUCGUGCUCGCGUUCGUCAAGGGCAGACCGGAGUCGCAGCUCGCGGAGAUUCCGGGGACGCACGCGCACGAGAAGAAGUACGGGACGCGGAAGAAGAGCGACUAGGGCGGCGGCGGCGGCGGCAGCGAUGACCUAUUUUUUCACGAUUUAUUUUUUCUC
Molecule: messenger RNA, 612 nt
Organism: Micromonas pusilla CCMP1545
Lineage: Eukaryota; Viridiplantae; Chlorophyta; Mamiellophyceae; Mamiellales; Mamiellaceae
Exons: 1
Source: RefSeq, a predicted model, not a curated record